Molecule: messenger RNA, 448 nt
Organism: Strongylus vulgaris
Lineage: Eukaryota; Metazoa; Nematoda; Chromadorea; Rhabditida; Strongylidae
Source: the annotation of a GenBank genome assembly
UGAGACAAAGUGACUUGUGAUUUUAUAUUCAUACUCUUCCCAAGAAUUUUUGAUUGAAUAAAGUAUAUUACAGGUGCUUGGUGGAGAUACCGAUGAAAGACUGCUCAAUGAUUUUUUCCCUUUUGUUGAGCGAUUAGGCGUUGGUGAUGUAAAUACCAAUCGCUGCGAUAUCCCACAAAUGUCGAAAAAGGAAAAAUCAGAAACAAAAUGUGGAAUCAAGAGACCCCGCCGCGCUUGCAACAUAGCAAAUCUCGCAACUAUUUCGCCUUUUCUUGUUCCGCUAAUUUCUCAUCAGCUUCCAUGUAAAGAACUUCCCGUUAAACAGGAGAUAUCAGAACAAGAACGCACCGCUGUGGUGCCUCCUAUUCAAAAUAUUACCCCACCGAUUCUUCGCAACAACGUUGUUGACAAGGUAGAAGAAGUCGAGUGCUGCAGAGGUAUACGCUAA